AUGGCUUUUGCAGCUAAUGUUCAAGUCCGCCUGCACACAGUCCCUGUGGACACAAUUCCACUUCUUUGUUCUCUUGAGAGAAAAAAAUUGGCCCUGAAAUAUCACCCUGACAAGAACCCUGACAAUCCAGAGGCUGCCGAAAAAUUUAAGGAGAUUAACAAUGCUCAUGCAACACUGACUGAUCUCUCCAAGAGAAACAUAUAUGACAAGUAUGGAUCCUUGGGGCUCUACGUGGCAGAACAGUUCGGGGAGGAAAAUGUUAACACGUAUUUCAUGCUCUCUAGCUGGUGGGCAAAGGGUCUGUUUGCAGUCUGUGGCCUCCUGACAGGCUGCUACCUCUGCUGCUGCCUCUGCUGCUGCUUCAACUGCUGCUGUGGAAAGUGCAAACCCAAAGCACCCGAAGGGGAAGAACAGGAGUUCUUUGUGUCUCCAGAAGACUUGGAAGAGCAAAUUAAGAACGACAUGGAAAGAGAUGGAGAAACUCCUAUUGUGCUUCAGCCGACAAAUGCAACUGAAAAGACGCAGCUCAUAGGGGACAGCCAUCGGAGCUACCGCACAGACUCCUAG
Centrocercus urophasianus (Greater sage-grouse) is the source of this 567-nucleotide messenger RNA. It is a transcript of the gene DNAJC5B, whose product is annotated as DnaJ heat shock protein family (Hsp40) member C5 beta. Bases 1 to 567 code for a protein of 188 amino acids. The transcript has 4 exons. The record is from RefSeq and is a predicted model, not a curated record. NCBI's taxonomy places the organism in Eukaryota, Metazoa, Chordata, Aves, Galliformes, Phasianidae.